UAUCCUGUCACUGCGGAGGAGGACAGAACGUCCACAUCUCAGCUCGCAGAGAGAAGGAGACUGCGCUGCUGCUGCGGCUCGUUCACACUAGACGUUUUGGGACUUUUUGCAGCACAUCAAGGGAAGUAGAGUCGACUGAAGCCAGUCUGCAGGAUGAUAGCUGCCCAGCUCCUGGCCUAUUACUUCACUGAGCUGAAAGAUGAUCAGGUCAAAAAGAUUGAUAAGUACCUGUACGCCAUGCGACUUUCAGACGAAAUGUUAUUGGAUAUUAUGUCCCGCUUCAAAAAAGAGAUGGCAAAUGGUCUCUCGAGGGACACCAAUCCAACAGCAAUCAUCAAAAUGCUUCCAACAUUUGUGAGGUCGAUUCCUGAUGGAUCAGAGAAGGGAGACUUCAUCGCCCUGGAUCUUGGUGGAUCAUAUUUCCGCAUUCUGCGGGUGAAGGUCUCACAUGAAAAGAAGCAGACGGUCCAGAUGGAAAGUGAGAUAUACGACACACCUGAGGACAUCAUUCAUGGCACUGGAACGCGGCUCUUUGACCAUGUUGCUGAAUGCCUUGGAGAUUUCAUGGAGAAGAAGCAGAUCAAAGACAAGAAGCUGCCGGUGGGAUUCACCUUUUCCUUCCCAUGCAGCCAGUCAAAAUUAGAUGAGGGUAUUUUGCUCACAUGGACCAAGCGAUUCAAGGCUAGUGGAGUGGAGGGAAUGGAUGUGGUCAAGCUACUGAACAAGGCCAUCAAGAAACGAGGGGACUAUGACGCAGACAUCAUGGCGGUUGUAAAUGAUACCGUUGGGACUAUGAUGACUUGUGGGUUUGAUGAUCAGCGCUGUGAAGUUGGCAUAAUCAUUGGUACUGGAACUAACGCCUGUUACAUGGAGGAGUUGAGACACAUUGAUUUAGUAGAAGGAGAUGAGGGACGAAUGUGCAUAAACACUGAAUGGGGAGCUUUCGGGGAUGAUGGAUCUCUGGAGGACAUUAGGACUGAAUUUGAUAGAGAGAUUGACAGAGGUUCCAUGAAUCCGGGAAAACAGCUGUUUGAAAAGAUGGUGAGUGGCAUGUACAUGGGAGAACUUGUCAGACUCAUCUUGGUCAAAAUGGCCAAAGAAGGACUACUGUUUGAAGGAAGAAUCACUCCAGAGCUGUUAACUAGAGGAAAAUUUGAAACUAAACAUUUAUCGGCCAUAGAAAAGAGCAAAGAAGGUUUAAGCAAAGCCAAAGACAUACUGACUCGAUUGGGGGUGGAACCCUCCCAUGAAGACUGUAUAGCUGUCCAACAUGUCUGCACACUUGUUUCCUUCCGCUCGGCUAACCUGAUUGCUGCCACGCUGGGUGGGAUCCUUAUUCGUCUUCGGGACAACAAAGGUGUUCCCAGACUGCGCACCACAGUUGGCAUUGAUGGAUCUUUGUACAAGAUGCAUCCACAGUACGCCAGGCGCUUACACAAAACACUGAGACGAUUGGUCCCUGACUCCGAUGUGCGAUUUCUGUUGUCCGAGAGCGGCAGCGGUAAGGGAGCGGCUAUGGUGACGGCAGUGGCCUACCGGCUUGCCGAGCAGCGGAGACAGAUGGAUGAGACACUUGAGGAGUUCACCCUCACUCAUGAGCAGCUGUUGGAGGUGAAGAGAAGGAUGCGGAUCGAGAUGGAGAACGGACUGAAGAAGAAGACUAAUGAGAUUGCAAAAGUGAAAAUGUUGCCAACGUUCGUUCGCAGUACACCAGAUGGCUCUGAAAAUGGUGAUUUUCUGGCACUGGACCUUGGAGGAACAAACUUUAGAGUUUUACUUGUCAAGAUCCGUAGUGGCAAAAGAAGAACAGUGGAAAUGCAUAAUAAAAUCUAUGCCAUUCCUACAGAUGUCAUGCAAGGGACUGGGGACGAACUAUUCGAUCACAUUGUUCACUGCAUCUCUGAUUUCCUGGAUUACAUGGGAAUUAAAGGGGCACGACUUCCUCUGGGAUUCACUUUCUCUUUCCCCUGCAAGCAAACCAGUUUGGAUGCUGGUAUCCUGCUAACGUGGACUAAGGGCUUUAAAGCAACUGACUGCGAGGGUGAAGAUGUGGUUAACCUGCUGAGGGAAGGAAUCAAGAGGAGAGAGGAAUUUGACCUUGACGUAGUUGCUAUAGUAAACGACACGGUUGGGACAAUGAUGACUUGUGCAUAUGAAGAUCCAAACUGUGAAAUUGGUCUCAUUGUGGGUACCGGCAGUAAUGCAUGCUACAUGGAAGAGACAAAAAAUAUAGAAAUGGUAGAUGGGGAUGAAGGGAGAAUGUGUGUCAACAUGGAAUGGGGAGCCUUCGGUGACAGUGGAUGUCUGGAUGAUAUCCGAACAAAAUAUGACAAAGCUGUGGAUGAACUGUCCCUAAAUUCAGGAAAGCAGAGAUAUGAGAAAAUGAUAAGUGGAAUGUACUUAGGAGAAAUUGUAAGAAACAUUCUAAUGGACUUUACCAAGCGAGGAUUUCUGUUCCGUGGCCAGAUCUCUGAGGCAUUGAAAACUAGGAGUAUCUUUGAAACAAAAUUCCUUUCUCAGAUUGAGAGUGAUAGGUUAGCGUUGCUGCAAGUACGAUCAAUCCUUCAGCAGCUGGGUCUGAACAGCACCUGCGAUGACAGUAUAAUUGUCAAAGAAGUCUGUGGCGUUGUAUCUAGAAGAGCGGCCCAGUUGUGUGGGGCAGGGAUGGCAGCUGUGGUAGAUAAGAUCCGGGAAAACAGAGGCCUCGACCAUUUGGAGGUCACCGUUGGUGUUGAUGGAACUCUCUAUAAAUUACAUCCACACUUUUCCAGAAUAAUGCACCAGACUGUCGUCGAUCUUGCUCCAAAGUGUAACGUGUCCUUCCUCCUCUCAGAAGAUGGCAGCGGGAAGGGCGCAGCAUUGAUCACAGCCGUUGGGUGUAGACUCCGUGACACUGAACAGCAUUAAAGAUUGCAUCGUCAUGCUUGUGUUUUCCUGCCUUUCCAGCACUUUUCAUUUCAAGCAGUAAUCGUAACAAGGCUGGGACCUUCCGUCCCGUACUGUCCAUAGAAAUUUAAGCAUGGGGGAAUAGAAGACCACCAUAGGAAGAGUAUUGUCUCUAGCACUGGCUAUUUCUGGACUCCUGUCUGCAUCACAAACCCUAUGUUUUAGGCCAUGUAUGUCUGUUUAUAAUUUAUUACUAUUAUUUUAUACUUUAUUUAUCAGCUUGUUAAGAUAUCCAUAGAGUUUCCCUAUUCAUUUCCAUUAUAUUUACAGUUAGGUCUCUAAAACUGGGUCCCACCAGCCAUACAUGAAAGCAAUUUACUAAGGGUGUUACUUUAUUCCAUUCUCUAUUGCAUAUGACUACUGGAGGCAAUAUACACAUAGAUGACGUCCUGGGCAUAAAGGGCUGUAUGGGUUUCAGAAUAUACCUAGGAGCACAGGACACAACACCGGGGACGUCUGGUGCCAGUGACAUCUCUCAUUGCUUGUAUGAAUAGUGUUGUGUUACCAGUACGUAUGUUUUGUUCAAAAUGUCGGGCAAAACUCAACCUGUUCAAUGGGGCGGCACAUUUGUAGCUGCUACUUGGCCCCCCAGAAUCUGAGAGGUUGUACACGUUUCUAUGAAUAUUUUGUUGCACUGUGAUUGGAUGUAUUCAGAUAGGUGUGCAUUUCUGUUUUUAAUCUCUGUGUUCUUAAGAAAAAUGUCUGACAGAUGACGUUUAGGUCAGACAACCAUAUUAUGCCACAUCAGAGUCACUCAUGUCAUUUAUCCACUUAAUAAAGUUUUCCAAUGUGC
Messenger RNA from Bufo bufo (common toad), 3739 nucleotides. RefSeq names its product hexokinase 1 (gene HK1). The transcript has 18 exons. Gene Ontology annotation, cellular component: mitochondrion; cytosol. Gene Ontology annotation, biological process: glucose 6-phosphate metabolic process; intracellular glucose homeostasis; glycolytic process. Lineage: Eukaryota; Metazoa; Chordata; Amphibia; Anura; Bufonidae. The record is from RefSeq and is a predicted model, not a curated record. Bases 154 to 2907 code for a protein of 917 amino acids. Gene Ontology annotation, molecular function: mannokinase activity; glucokinase activity; D-glucose binding.